CCGUUUCAUUAACCUAAGAUCAUUGUGGCCAUAAAGGUUACGGCAAACUUCGGGGACCAAGAAAUUCACCAGUAAGAAUCCACGUAAUCGUUGGAAGUCGACAAAACAUUGAAUACCACUGGUUGGGAUGACGGAUUAAAUAUGAUAGGGAUUAUCAACGACCGUUUCAGUGGAUUGGGAUAAUACGAGUAAGACACCUUUUUAAUAACAAAAACGAUUAGAAAAGCAGGCAAAGACUUUCUAUGUAAACAUUACAAUCUGAAAUGACAUCUUCAAAAGGACCAGCAAUCAUCCUUUUGGUGAAAUGAGGGGACAAGAUUCAUACUUCUAGUUGCCCUCACCUAUGUUUAACCUAAAGGCAAUACUGUGAUCUGAUAUGUGAUGAUUACACACUUUUCUCAUAUUUGUCAUGCGACUCCUCUUCAAAGUUGCAAAAAGAAACAUAUAACUGACAAAAUCAACAAGAGGUGAUCUCCAUCAAAUGCAGUCAUGAAAAGAACACAAGUCUUUCCAAAGGGAUCGGCGUUAAGCAGAUCUGACAUUUUUUGAAACCGCUAUUGGAGGGAACGUCAUUGAUUCGAGUUUUAUAGGAGUGUUAACAAGAAUGCCUCCGACCUCUCAGACAUUCCGUCUCUGCUGCACCAGGUUACUUUCACAAUGGAAGGCGCGUGGCGAUGUCAGCUGUAUCUGCCCGGCCGCUAGUGACGACAUGGUUUGGUGGUGUGACGAUGACAGUAACAGUUUAAUACAAAUGACAAGUAAAGGUGAUGUAUAUCAGGAGGUAGUGAGUCCCUCCGUGCUGACUGAUAUCUGUCUAUCCCCGACUACACACAACCUCUGGGCGGUAUGCUCAAACGGAAGUAUCAUGGAACUGACUUCCGGUUCUUUAAUCAGCAGAUUCAACAUAACGAAUCAACCCAUGUCCAUAUGUUGUACUAAGGGUGACCACAUACUUGUUGGCAUGAUGAACAAGCUUGUUAAAUUCACAACCGAUGGGGAACAGAGUAGCACACUCACUACGUUACAUUCUGGAAAAACAUCAAUAUGUUCACCACGUAGAAUCUCGCAAUGUCCUGUCACUGGGAAUAUUGCUGUACUUGACAGUGAACAUUCAAUUGAUGGUGGUGCUGGCAAACCGUACGUUCUUGGGCUGGACAAAGACCUUAAGGAACUGUUCGAAUACGGAGAACCCGAACACAACAGCAGGGAUGACUUCCAACCUUUCAGUCCUUGGGAUAUGACGUAUGAUAGUAUGGGGAAUCUGAUCAUUGCUGACUGUGACAACCGUUGUCUGCAUCUGCUGAGUGGGAAUGGUCAGUACUUGCGAUGUCUCCAUAAUGACACGGGGUGGGCGAGACUUGUGGCGGUAGAUAGGGGCGGGAUUCUGUGGACAAGGUUUGGUAAUCAAAUCAAACGAUUGCAGUACACCAGUGUAUGAAUCAGCACAAUUCAGAGUGUUACUUAAAACAAAAGAAAUUCUCUCUUGGUGACUGUUAUGCAUCUCAUAUUAGAAUUAUGCUCGAGAAAGUGAAAAUAGCCGGGGGUAGAGCUCUGUUACUCUCUUUUUUUCGUACAUAAUUGUAACGAUUGUAAUAGGACGUAGCAUGCUCGCAGCAGUCAAGUCCUAAACAGGUCAGGAUUAGUUGUUAGUUCUCACAUGUCCUGCACCAAUGAAGGACCCCCGGGAACCUAAUUGCCUAAUAUUAACCUGAAGAUGUUGGGAUGAUGUUCAAAAAUGAUUUCUGUUUCUGUUAAAGCCGGACUGAAUCAAAGUUGAUCGCUUCAGAAACCCCCAUGCCAAAUAUCGGCAUUCUGGUACAAAUCUAAAUGAUAUACUAAUGAAUGGCCACCUCUUACAACAAAACUUUGACCCGUAAUGCUGACGCAGACACCGGGACGACUAUAUAAACGCCCCGAUUCUCUUAACAGGAAAGCUUAAUAAGUGUUCUGUAGCGUUAACACACAACGACAAGAUCGAAACUAAAGUGAAAACGCAAAGACAACAGGGUCGAAAGAAUACAACUCGAGACACACAAAUUGCUGGAGUCUUCACAUACACAUAAAUCAUGGAGAAUUCAAAUAUUCUAUCAAAUAAGUCUCCUUACGUCAUUGUGUGUAAGUUGUGAACACGUCACAAACUACAGUGCGCUGGUCGGACAAUCAACAAUCUAUAUUUAAUCAACCACAUUUGAUAGUUCUAUGUACCGUUCUGUUAUCUUUAACCCUAAUUUAUAACCACGGAUCUUAUCUAGUUCCGUACCCUAACAUCUCGAUAUCUGUAUACGUAUAUACUGUAGCACAAACACAUGCUGCUAUUCAGUGUAAACUAAUAACAUCUUCAUAUUUUCAUAGAUUAUUGCUGUGUACGCAUUAUGAGUAAUACCGCCCGUUGACACAUCACAAGAAACAAUAUAAUGACGUCGUAUCUGCGACCAUGGCAAACCUGACGUCGUUUUCUUUUGUAUUAUCCCUGCGUAAAUAAUCACAUAAUGUAAAUUUGGACAUGGCUUAGAUGAGAAUAUUUAGUCUCAAACCACAUGGAGAUAAUAAGUCUGAUCCUUUUGAUAUAAUCGGUCUUUUGGUCAGACCAAGGCAGUGGGGAAAUCCUUUGAUGGCGGGAUUUACGUGUUGUUUGCUUAAAGGUAAAUAUGAACUACAUUCAAACAUAUAUUAAUUUCGCGUUUUUUUAAACUUUUGGCAUUACCGAAGGCUUUGAUGUAUUUUGGAAAUGAAUCACACCUCACUUGCAUAUUUGAAAAAAUGUCUGUC
Messenger RNA from Mizuhopecten yessoensis (Yesso scallop), 2769 nucleotides. RefSeq lists its product as uncharacterized. The transcript has 2 exons. Lineage: Eukaryota; Metazoa; Mollusca; Bivalvia; Pectinida; Pectinidae. Bases 605 to 1438 code for a protein of 277 amino acids. The record is from RefSeq and is a predicted model, not a curated record. Gene Ontology annotation, molecular function: protein binding.